CAAUCAAAAAGCGGUGAUUGCAAUUUAUAACUCAUGUUUCGAAAAAUGUCUUAAGUCGUCUGAUUUAGUUUUUUUGUUUGAUCACCUUUUUACUGUUCGCUGUCCUUUUUCAUUAUUUCCUCUAUUUCUCGAAGGAAUCUUUGUUGGCAGUACAAUGUAUUCUGUCCAAGUGGACUAGCCGUAGAUGGUUAGCUGGUUGGCUACACAUCCAACAACAAAGACGAUUUAAUGUUGUUAUCAAAUCGCUUUAUUGCGUACAUUACGGCGCUGUUUGCUCUCUAACCCGACCAUUGUAUUCCAUAUAAUUGUUGAACAUCACUACUUCCUCUCGUUUCGGAUAAACUCGCCGUGCGGUUUGACGAGUUUCAAGCUAGCUUAGCUUGCUAGCUGGUUGCGAACAAAGAGACGGGGAAGGAAGCCAGCAAAACACAUCGAGGAACUUUCUCGAACAAAAACAACGUGCGAAAAUGUCAACCACUGGACGAUAGUUUCCAGAAGACGCAAGUAUUAUUACGCAGAGCAGUAUCAAGACUGAACUGUCAGAGGUAGCACGGUGCCACAGGGCAUGUACGCGCCUGGACUACAAAGUACAAAGUUUAACAUCUCACCGUCAAAACCCCAACAAUGGAGGACCUCGGUGGGAUCAGACCUGCAGAAAGUUCCAGUAAAAUCAAGCUUCCCCCUGAGCCUGAGGAGCUGGAAACAUACCACAUUAAAGAGGAGGCGGAUGAACACAGCAUUAGUCAAGGGGGAUUGCAGUUUCCAGGAAUGGACUUCCCGGUGAUUCGUGUGAUUGUGAAGAGUGAAGACAAUGAAGACGAGCCUCAUUCCUCACAGCAUCAUCACGUUCAACGUGAGAAGAGAAGAUCCCAAGCAGACAGCCCAAUAAAACCACUAUCAGAUCAUGAUGACACGAUAUCACACUCUCCUGAGACUGAUGAUGAACACGCUCAAAGUGAGGUGAAAUGUCGCACUGACAAAACACGCUUGACAUGUUCUGAAUGUGACAAAACAUUUGUCAACAAGAGAAAUCUGAAAAGGCACAUGAGGAUUCACACAGGAGAGAAACCGUUUGUGUGCUCAUUUUGUGGUAAGGGAUUAUCUGAAAUGACAACUUUGAUCGCACACACAAGAACGCACACUGGAGAAAAACCAUUUCCCUGCUCAGUUUGUAACACAGGUUUCCGAGUGCGUGCACUGUUGGUUAAACACAUGAGAACACACACUGGGGAAAAACCUUAUUCUUGUCCAAUUUGUGACAGAAGAUUCUCCCGAAAGGAAUCCAUGAUAACACACACCCAAACACACACAGGUGAGAAACCUUUUGCCUGCUCAGUAUGUGGCCAAAGAUUCUCAAGAAAGGGAAAUUUGAGAACACACUCAAGAACACACACCGGAGAGAAGCCAUUUUCCUGCACUGUCUGCAACGCUACUUUCCGAGUUCAGUCUGGUUUGGUUCAGCACAUGAGAACGCAUACAGGAGAGAAACCUUUUGCCUGCUCAGAAUGUGGCAAAAGAUUUACUCAAAGGACAAAUCUGAUAACACACUCAAGAUCACACACAGGAGAAAAGCCUUUUACCUGCUCAAUCUGCCACACAAGCUUUAGUUAUCAUUCUUCUUUGAAUAAUCACAUGAGAACACACAGUAAGUAACAAUGUCUUUGUCAAGUUUGUGUGGUAACUAUUUUUAAGUGUUCUGUAAUUGUUGUGAGAGGUCGCUUUUUUCCAUGUUACGGUAGUGACUUAUAAAACCCAAGGUGAGCGUAGAUACUGUGUACAUUAACUACUGUAAGUGGAAGUGAAUUGAUUAUAUACAGUGUCCCCCUAACCACCCACCCCCCCACAGCCCCCCUCCCAUCCAUUAGCAGGGGAUAGGGACCAGGCCAGACCGCAAACUGAAAAAAUUGGCUCCAUGACCGGUAUUAAAAUUGCAAUGAAACAAAUUUUUUUUUAAACCCCCAAAUUUCUUGAAUAGGUAAGGACUAAGCACUAAUAAGUAGUAAAUAAAAAAACAACAUGAAAAAUGAAAAACAAAUGGAAAAAUUACACACAAAAAAAAAUCAUCGAAUAGGUGAAUAUCUGGGUGCUCAACAGCAACUAUGCGGGGUCCACUGUAUUUUUGUAUUAUACAUGUAGGCUGCUAAAAUAUGCUGUGAUGUAUUAAACAGUGUUGCAUUAUACAACCCCAAUUCCAAUGAAGUUGGGACGUUGUGUUAAACAUAAAUAAAAACAGAAUACAAUGAUUUGCAAAUCAUGUUCAACCUAUAUUUAAUUGAAUACACUACAAAGACAAGAUAUUUAAUGUUCAAACUGAUAAACUUUAUUGUUUUUAGCAAAUAAUCAUUAACUUUGAAUGUUUUGGCUGCAACACGUUCCAAAAAAGCUGGGACAGGGUCAUGUUUACCACUGUUACAUCACCUUUUCUUUUAACAACAUUCAAUAAACAUUUUGGGAACUGAGAGAACUAACGUUUGGGAACUAAUUGUUGAAGCUUUGUAGGUGGAAUUCUUUCCCAUUCUUGCUUGAUGUACAGCUUCAGCUGUUCAACAGUCUGGGGUCUCCGUUGUCAUAUUUUACGCUUCAUAAUGCGCCACACAUUUUCAAUGGGAGACAGGUCUGGACUGCAGGCAGGGCAGUCUAGUACCCACACUCUUUUACUACAAAGCCAUGCUGUUGUAACACGUGCAGAAUGUGGUUUGGCAUUGUCUUGGUGAAAUAAGCAGGGGUGUCCAUGAAAAAGACGUUGCUUGGAUGGCAGCAUAUGCUUCUCCAAAACCUGUAUGUACCUUUCAGCAUUAAUGGUGCCUUCACAGAUGUGUAAGUUACUCAUGCCAGAUGUGUAAGUUACUCAUGCCAUUGGCACUAACACAGCCCCAUACCAUCACAAAUGCUGGCUUUUGAACAUUGCGUCCAUAACAGUCCGGAUGUUUAUUUUCCUCUUUGGCCCGGAGGACACGACAUCCACAAUUUCCAAAAACAAUUUGAAAUGUGGACUCGUCGGACCACAGAACACUUUUCCACUCUGCAUCAGUCCAUCUUAGAUGAGCUCGGGCCCAGAGAAGCCGACAGCGUUUCUGGGUGUUGUUGAUAAAUGGCUUUUGCUUUGCAUAGUAGAGUUUCAAGUUGCACUUACGGAUGUAGCGCCGAACUGUAUUUACUGACAUUAGUUUUCUGAAGUAUUCCUGAGCCCAUGUGGUGAUAUCCUUCACAUUGAUGUCGGUUUUUGAUGCAGUGCCGCCUGAGGGAUCGAAGGUCACGGGCAUUGCCUUGCCGCUUACGUGCAGUGAUUUCUCCAGAUUCUUGGAACCUUUUGAUGAUAUUAUGGACCGUAGAUGAUGAAAUCCCUAAAUUCCGUGCAAUUGUACGUUGAGGAACAUUGUCCUUAAACUGUUCGACUAUUUUCUCACGCACUUGUUCACAAAGAGGUCAACCUCGCCCCAUCUUUGCUUGUGAAUGACUGAGCAAUUCAGGGAAGCUUCUUUUAUAUCAAUCAUGGCACCCACCUGUUCCCAAUUAGCCUGUUCACCUGUGGGAUGUUCCAAACAGGUGUUUGAUGAGCAUUCCUCAACUUUCUCAGUCUUUUUUGGCACCUGUCCCAGCUUUUUUGGAACGUGUUGCAGCCAUAAAAUUCAAAGUUAAUGAUUAAUUGCUAAAAACAAAGUUUAUCAGUUUGAACAUUAAAUGUCUUUGUAGUGUAUUAAAUUAAAUAUAGGUUGAACAUGAUUUUCAAAUCAUUGUAUUCUGUUUUUAUUUUUGUUUAACACAACGUCCCAACUUCAUUGGAAUUGGGGUUGUACAUAAGUAUUUACACCCUUGGCUUAAUAUUUGGUGAAGCACCUUUGGCAGCAAUCACAGCCUCAAGUCUUCUUGGGUAUGUCUCUACGAGCUUGCCACACUUGUUUUGGGGCAUUUUCUCCCAUUCUUCUCUGCAGAUCCAACACAACGUACCAACUUCAUUGGAAUUGGGUUGUACUUCCUUUACUGUAUCAUAUUCUUGAUGGCGGAAAACAAAUUUCAGUUGCCUGAUUUCUCAUUUGACAUCUUGUUGAAACGAAAAUGUUUGUCAAGACAGUGACUGAGACUCAGAAUCUGACACAAUACAGCAUAUGAAACGUGUAAUCAUUACUGUAUUUAAUAUAAAUGUAUCACAAAUCAAUAAAGUCUUCAGUAUUUUAUCCUAGAAUAUAUGACACAUGAAUACAUUGACUUAUUCCUUUAAAAAAUAUAUAUCUAUAUAUAUAUUUCACAAAAAUAUAUUACUGCACACCACCAAA
Phycodurus eques (leafy seadragon) is the source of this 4274-nucleotide messenger RNA. Its product is annotated as gastrula zinc finger protein XlCGF8.2DB-like. Gene Ontology annotation, molecular function: RNA polymerase II cis-regulatory region sequence-specific DNA binding; DNA-binding transcription factor activity, RNA polymerase II-specific. The record is from RefSeq and is a predicted model, not a curated record. Bases 625 to 1653 code for a protein of 342 amino acids. Gene Ontology annotation, biological process: regulation of transcription by RNA polymerase II. Lineage: Eukaryota; Metazoa; Chordata; Actinopteri; Syngnathiformes; Syngnathidae. The transcript is spliced from 3 exons.